UUGAUAGCAGUCAUAACGUAUCUUGUUCCAGAAUUCACGCCCGUCUGCGUUAGAUAGCGUGCCUAUCGGCCCCCUCAAAAUAACACUGUGUCGGCACAUCUGUCGACACAUCAUUUGGCGACGCAGCUUAAAGGAAACGUGUUCUUUCUGAUUGCGUACAUUUAUUUGUGUCAUGGCUUCGCCAGAUGUACUGUCCGAAUUUUAUCGCUUGCAGAAUCAGCAGACGCAGGCGUUAUUGGAUGCCCUUGGACAGCUCGUCCAGGGUCAACGUGCACUGCAACACGAUGCGGCAGCCGCCGCUUCACCGCUACCGCAGCCACAACUCGCAGUUGCACCGCCUUUUAGGCACUACAACCCGGUGCACGAAUCGUGGACAGAAUGGUCCCGACAGUUCGCCUUCCAUCUAGCCGCCUACAGAAUUCCAGGAGACACUCAAAUGUGGUGCCGACGUUGUGUGCACCACAAGGCGAGACAUGCGAGGCUCACCACUGUAGAGAGACUUUGCAGAUACACGGUAUUUAGUUAGGUGAAAUAGUGUGUGUUGUUAUUCGAAACUUGUAUCAUUUUGAAGAUGGUUCAGACUUGUUACACUGCAGAUUCACAGUCAGCAUCUGAAUUAUUAUGGAAAAAAAUCUAGAAUUUCUACAAACUUUGUGAAUAAAAGCAUUUGAUACGAACCUU
Schistocerca americana (American grasshopper) is the source of this 681-nucleotide messenger RNA. RefSeq lists its product as uncharacterized. The record is from RefSeq and is a predicted model, not a curated record. The transcript has 2 exons. NCBI's taxonomy places the organism in Eukaryota, Metazoa, Arthropoda, Insecta, Orthoptera, Acrididae. The coding region runs from base 173 to 526 and encodes 117 amino acids.